Messenger RNA from Dendroctonus ponderosae (mountain pine beetle), 1693 nucleotides. It is a transcript of the gene ND-51, whose product is annotated as NADH dehydrogenase [ubiquinone] flavoprotein 1, mitochondrial. Gene Ontology annotation, molecular function: 4 iron, 4 sulfur cluster binding; FMN binding; NAD binding. The record is from RefSeq and is a predicted model, not a curated record. The transcript has 7 exons. Lineage: Eukaryota; Metazoa; Arthropoda; Insecta; Coleoptera; Curculionidae. Bases 111 to 1532 code for a protein of 473 amino acids. Gene Ontology annotation, biological process: mitochondrial electron transport, NADH to ubiquinone.
GUCUGACUGUUUGUUGUCAUCUGUCUGGGUUUGACGUUUUUCUUUCGAUGGUGUUUGGAUAUUUGGGAAAAAACCUUUAAAAACUGUGCACUUUUUGGUGGAUUUCCGAUAUGGCAAGUAGGAUCGUAUCCAGGAUAAUUUUAUCCAAAUAUGGAUAUCCAGCCACCAUCCUCAAUCUUAGAGGCCUCUCGUCUGGGCCGCCUCCAGGUACACCGCCACCGCAAACGAAAACUAGCUUUGGACCUCUAGCAGAUGAAGAUCGAGUGUUCACCAAUUUGUAUGGCAGACAUGACUGGCGGCUUAAAGGCGCAAUGAAGCGCGGUGACUGGUAUAAAACCAAGGAGAUUUUAUUGAAAGGCUCCGAUUGGAUAGUUAACGAAUUGAAAACAUCCGGACUGAGAGGUCGGGGCGGCGCCGGUUUCCCUACGGGAAUGAAAUGGUCCUUUAUGAACAGACCAGGAGAUGGUCGUCCCAAAUACCUGGUGGUAAAUGCCGAUGAAGGAGAGCCAGGAACGUGCAAAGACCGAGAAAUUAUGCGACAUGAUCCGCACAAGCUAGUCGAAGGCUGCCUCAUUGCUGGCAGGGCUAUUGGGGCCAAGGCUGCCUAUAUUUAUAUCCGCGGAGAGUUUUACAAUGAGGCCUCUAACAUGCAAGUGGCCAUUGCUGAGGCAUACCAAGCGGGUUUUCUGGGUAAAAAUGCCUGUGGCUCCGGGUACGAUUUUGAUGUGUUUAUGCAUCGCGGUGCAGGCGCGUACAUUUGCGGCGAGGAAACCGCCCUGAUUGAGUCCAUUGAAGGCAAGCAGGGCAAACCGCGUCUAAAGCCCCCAUUUCCUGCUGAUGUGGGCGUUUUCGGCUGCCCAACUACCGUGAAUAAUGUGGAAACCAUUGCAGUAUCACCGUCAAUCUGCCGAAGGGGAGGUCCAUGGUUUGCCUCCUUUGGCCGCACCAGAAAUUCCGGUACGAAGCUAUUUAAUAUUUCUGGACACGUGAACAGGCCCUGCACAGUUGAGGAGGAGAUGAGCAUUCCGUUGAAGGAGUUAGUGGAAAUUCAUGCAGGAGGAGUGCAGGGCGGUUGGGAUAAUUUGCUGGCAAUUAUUCCCGGCGGUUCUUCCACGCCUUUGAUCCCCAAGAGCGUUUGCGAGGAUGUUCUGAUGGACUUUGACGGCCUGGUAGCUGCCCAAACCAGUUUAGGUACCGCCGCCCUCAUAGUCAUGAAUAAACAAACCGACAUCGUUAAAGCGAUUGCUCGUCUGAUUAUGUUCUACAAGCACGAGUCCUGCGGACAGUGCACCCCUUGCCGUGAAGGUGUAAACUGGAUGAACAAGAUGAUCUACAGAUUCGUGGACGGCAAUGCCAAACCCGAGGAAAUCGACAUGCUUUGGGAAAUCAGCAAGCAAAUUGAGGGCCGAUCCAUUUGCGCGUUAGCCGAUGGAGCCGCCUGGCCAGUUCAGGGCCUCAUUCGCCACUUUAGGCCCGAACUUGAGGACAGAAUGCGCAAAUUCGCCGAGUCGAAACAGUGUGCAGCGUUGUAAAUGUUUGGCUUAAUUUAUCUAUUACAUAUUUGUAAAUACCGCUAUAGACACACGUGGAGUGUAAGGUAAGUGGGGGUUUGACGCCGUUGAUGUUUUAACACAGGUAAUUUCUGCUGUUUUAAGGGUAUAAGUUUGAAAAAUCGAUUACCUUACUAAAGGAA